AUGAAAGUCAAAAUACAUGGAAAAUCAGGAUCAGAUACUGAAUCCUCAUCUCAUGAGUCCGAGGCCGAGGUGUCUGAUACUGAAGUAUCAUCAACGAAUACAGUCAUACCAUCAUCUGAUUCAUUAUCACUCACUGCAUCAACAUCCACCGCUGAAUUAUCCCCUGUUACCGAGAAGACAACAUCAACUUCGUCACCGGCUGCACCUGCAAUUACGACAACCGUCGCAGCAUCACCAACAUGGUCCACUGGGUCAGCGACAUCGACUGGACCCCAAUUUGCGUUGCCGCCAUGGCAAACUACGACUGGCUUUGACUUUGGUCGCCCAUCAUUCGCACUCUACGUGUCGAGUCCACCAGCCACACCAACUUCAGCAAUGUUCGAGACUUUAACUAAAUUCAUGAAGGAUGAAUUUAGUAAGUUACAUGCUCGCAUUGACCGUGCCAUAAGUCACCGUCCGGCGGUUACGUCAUUAUCAUCUGGGACAUCAAGAUUCGACAUCCAGUGGAUGGAACGCAUUGAUGAGAAGCUAGAAGACCUUCAAAUUGUCAUCCAAACCAACACUGAUCAAGUCGCGGAGCUGAAAGAACAUCUUGAUUCUUUAAGAUCAUCAUCAACUGCUCAAAAAUCAGGUGCUACUGCUCACCUUACGGCACGACGAUCAGCUAUCUGA
This is a messenger RNA of Microplitis demolitor, 672 nucleotides long. RefSeq lists its product as uncharacterized. NCBI's taxonomy places the organism in Eukaryota, Metazoa, Arthropoda, Insecta, Hymenoptera, Braconidae. The record is from RefSeq and is a predicted model, not a curated record. The coding region runs from base 1 to 672 and encodes 223 amino acids. The transcript has a single exon.